AUGGGAAGGUCCGCGCCACCAACCAAUGCGCCCCAUAGAGUUGUAAGGGUUGCUGCAAAUGCUGAUAUCCAAUCUGCGCCUAAGAAACCUCAAGCCAAUGGUGUACUCAAGGCGUUGGCUUCUAAUUCGAAUGGCAUGCCUAUAGCACAAGAACACAACAACUAUUCCAAUGAAGAAAUCGAAUGUAAAUCGGUAUAUAUUGGAGGCUUGCCAACCAACACAACCAGUAGUGAGCUCUACUCGAUUGUUAAACAAUUUGGACCAGUUCACAGUCGUGACGUUCAACUCAAAACUUAUGAGGAGGACGGAUAUUGUUGUGGUUUCGUGCAUUUUCAAGAUGAUGUGUCUGCUCGUAAUGCAGUUCAGACGCAUCAUAUAAUUGUGAGGGGAAGAGAAGCUUAUAUAAGAUUCAAGCGAAUCAAAGGGCGCGGUGAGAGGGGAAACUCUCCAUCGGGUAGAGGUGGAUUUCGCGAUGGUUAUGACUCGCGAAGUCGGCCUCAAAGUUCCGAGGGACGAAAGGGAGAAGGUUACCAGCAGAACUACAGAAGGAGGGAUUAGUGAGGUGGUGCUAAAAAUUGUAGCACCAACUUAUACUUAGUGUUGUAGCCUUGUUUGUAGGCUUACAUGUUGUAUCAAACUUUGUUUUGGUUUUCAACUUCAUUUUGAAGUUAACAAUAUUGGGUUUUGGAUUGAAAAACUAGAAAACUAUACUCCAGCAAAUUUUCUCCC
Molecule: messenger RNA, 729 nt
Organism: Nicotiana tabacum (common tobacco)
Lineage: Eukaryota; Viridiplantae; Streptophyta; Magnoliopsida; Solanales; Solanaceae
Product: nuclear transport factor 2-like
Cellular component (GO): ribonucleoprotein complex; cytosol
Molecular function (GO): mRNA binding
Source: RefSeq, a predicted model, not a curated record